This is a messenger RNA of Macaca mulatta (Rhesus monkey), 3609 nucleotides long. The record is from RefSeq. NCBI's taxonomy places the organism in Eukaryota, Metazoa, Chordata, Mammalia, Primates, Cercopithecidae.
GUAGGGACCAAAGAAGGGGCGGGAGGAAGACUGUCACGUGGCGCCGGAGUUCACGUGACUCGGAGUACACAUGACUUCCAGUCCCCGGGCGCCUCCUGGAGAGCAAGGACACGGGGGAGCAGAGAUGAUCCGAGCCGCGCCGCCGCUGCUGUUCCUGCUGCUGCUGCUAGUGUCCUGGGCGCCCCGAGGCGAGGCAGCCCCGGACCAGGACGAGAUCCAGCGCCUCCCCGGGCUGGCCAAGCAGCCGUCCUUCCGCCAGUACUCCGGCUACCUCAAAGGCUCCGGCUCCAAGCACCUCCACUACUGGUUUGUGGAGUCCCAGAAGGAUCCCGAGAACAGCCCUGUGGUGCUUUGGCUCAAUGGGGGUCCCGGCUGCAGCUCCCUAGAUGGGCUCCUCACAGAGCAUGGCCCCUUCCUGGUCCAGCCAGAUGGUGUCACCCUGGAGUACAACCCCUAUUCUUGGAAUCUGAUUGCUAAUGUGUUAUACCUGGAGUCCCCAGCUGGGGUGGGCUUCUCCUACUCUGAUGACAAGUUUUAUGCAACUAAUGACACUGAGGUCGCCCAGAGCAAUUUUGAGGCCCUUCAAGAUUUCUUCCACCUCUUUCCGGAGUAUAAGAACAACAAACUUUUCCUGACCGGGGAGAGCUAUGCUGGCAUCUACAUCCCCACCCUGGCCGUGCUGGUCAUGCAGGACCCCAGCAUGAACCUUCAGGGGCUGGCUGUGGGCAAUGGACUCUCCUCCUAUGAGCAGAAUGACAACUCCCUGGUCUACUUUGCCUACUACCAUGGCCUUCUGGGGAACAGGCUUUGGUCUUCUCUCCAGACCCACUGCUGCUCUCAAAACAAGUGUAACUUCUAUGACAACAAAGACCCGGAAUGCGUGACCAAUCUUCAGGAAGUGGCCCGCAUCGUGGGCAACUCUGGCCUCAACAUCUACAACCUCUAUGCCCCUUGUGCUGGAGGGGUGCCCAGCCAUUUUAGGUAUGAGAAGGACACUGUUGUGGUCCAGGAUUUGGGCAACAUCUUCACUCGCCUGCCACUCAAGCGGACGUGGCAUCAGGCAUUGCUGCGCUCAGGGGACAAAGUGCGCAUGGACCCCCCCUGCACCAACACGACAGCUGCUUCCACCUACCUCAACAACCCGUACGUGCGGAAGGCCCUCCACAUCCCGGAACAGCUGCCGCAAUGGGACAUGUGCAACUUUCUGGUAAACUUACAGUACCGCCGUCUCUACCGAAGCAUGAACUCCCAGUAUCUGAAGCUGCUUAGUUCACAGAAAUACCAGAUCCUGUUAUAUAAUGGAGAUGUAGACAUGGCCUGCAAUUUCAUGGGGGAUGAGUGGUUUGUGGAUUCCCUCAACCAGAAGAUGGAGGUGCAGCGCAGGCCCUGGUUAGUGAAGUAUGGGGACAGCGGGGAGCAGAUUGCCGGUUUUGUGAAGGAGUUCUCCCACAUCGCCUUUCUCACGAUCAAGGGCGCCGGCCACAUGGUUCCCACCGACAAGCCCCUCGCUGCCUUCACCAUGUUCUCCCGCUUCCUGAACAAGCAGCCAUACUGAGGACCACAGCAACCAGCUCCACGGCCUGAUGCAGCCCCUCCCAGCCACUCCUGCUAGGAGAGUCUUCUUCUAAGCAAAGUGCCCCUACAGGCCAGGUUCUGCCUUCAGGACUGCCCCCUUCCCACAGCCCUGUGCAUCCCAGACUGGGCCAGGGUCUCCCACAGACAGCCUGGGGGCAAGUGAGCACUUUAUUCCCAUAACAGUUCCUGAAUGGGGUGGCCUGGCCCCCUCUCUGCUUAAAGAAUGCCCUUUACGAUGCACUGAUCCCAUCCCAGGAACCCAACAGAGCUCAGGACAGCCCACAGGGAGGUGGUGGACGGACUGUAAUUGAUGGAUUGACUGAUUAUGGAAUUAAAUUGGGUACAGCUUCAAACCCCGUCUUCUCUGUGGCACUGGGGGUUAGAGGGGGCACUACAGGCUAUGAAUGUGGGAAAAGAGGGGCUGAGAGGAGUUGGAGUCCUGAAUGACAGCUGCCAGCGUGGGGGUUGGGGGCUCACACAGCUGCUGUGGAGGGUGUGGGGGCAGUGGACGCCCCGAUGUCGGCAGGCCGGUUCUUCUCAAUCACCUCUCGCAGCCCUUUGGCAAAGUGGAGAUCAGCCCCGAUGGUGAGGAAGCCCGCAUGGUUCGUCACCACUUCACGCACAAAGUUGAUGCCCUCAGGUAGUGGGAUCUGCACCCCACGCCAGGUCCGCUCGUUGAGCAUGGGCAUCACCCCGAUCUGCAGCAUGGUCUUCAGAGGGGCCUGUAAGGGGAUCAGAGCCAGCGACUCCAGUGCAGAAUGGUUGGAAUAGAUUCGGAACCUGCGCAGGUCCAGCUGUGUGCGCAGGGCCUUCCCCCGGAGAGCCAUCUUGGCGCUGAGACGGGCGUCCAUAGUCAUGCUGGACAGCUGGACCUCAGGCUUGUCGGGUGGGACCAGGGCGAUGGUGACGCUAGCAGUGACAGAGACGGUGGUGCCAGAGGGCUUGAUGGUGCAGCGUGGUGGGGCCAGGACCCGCAGCUCCAGCUUCAGUGGGGAGUCAAUCACUGCUGGGCUCAGCAGGACAAUGCUCCCAAAGUAGGUGGCCCUCAGCAGUAUGUCCAGGUCAUGGGGCACCUUGUCCCCCACCAGCGACAGUUGCAGGGCCCCCGCCCGGAAGUAGCUCUCCAUGGCAGAGUCGAAGAAGAACUCAGAGAAGGCCACAUACACCAUCCGCUCCUCCUCCUGCAGCUGGGGCUCCACCGCCCGGUUGGGGAGGCUCCAGUUCCUCUCGGUCAGGGGGAAGAAGGCCCCCCGGAAGUCCAUGUCCAGGUUGCUGGUGGAAGCCACAGGAUCCUUCAUGAGGGAAUAGUCAAUGCCAACAAGCUCAUCCACAGAACUGCGCACAGGCACGGUGUCCAGGAGGGCGUUGAGCAGGACCGUCCCUGCAUGGUAGAGUACGGGGCAGAUCUGCUGGUUGAGGAGGAAGCGCAUCCCUGAGGUGAUGAACGUGGAGAGAAAAUCAUACACCUUCUUGAAGGUUCCCCCGAAGGCGGCGUGCAUUCUGGAGACAGAGGCCUGGCAGGAGACAUUGGACACUUUCAUCCGUCCAGCAGGAUCCCGGGAGAGCUCCAGACCAGUGCGGAUGGACACACCCUCAGCUGAGGCGUUGAUGUAGCCACCAUCAUAGAAGAACCAGUAGAGCAGCUGUCUCCGGAAGCGCAGCCCCAAGGAGGCGUUGGUGAUUUGUAGCAUCAGCUCCUGCUGUGGCUGGAAAUCGAGCUCGGAAGAUGUCAGCUGCAGCUCUGUGACCUUCACCUCAGAGAUGUUGUAGUAGAAGUGGCCUUCUUUGCCCCGCAGGUCCGGAAUGGUGAUGGUCUCCAGCUCUUGUUCCAGAAAGCGCAGUCCCUCUUGCUUCACCAGCUCCAGCGCCUUGGAGGUGACGCGGAUCUUGCAGCCUGGGAACUCUGCGUGAGCGCCUGCCAGCAGCGCCAGGAAGAGAGCCCCGAAGAGGGCCAUGGCGAGCGGGCUCAGCGGUGGAGCUGGGGGACGGCGCGGUCACGUGGGGUGGCGGGCAGCUCAAGGUAUCCGGGCGACG